Molecule: messenger RNA, 1172 nt
Organism: Myotis daubentonii (Daubenton's bat)
Lineage: Eukaryota; Metazoa; Chordata; Mammalia; Chiroptera; Vespertilionidae
Gene: WNT8B
Product: Wnt family member 8B
Exons: 5
Coding region: 1-990 (329 amino acids)
Biological process (GO): cell fate commitment; multicellular organism development; canonical Wnt signaling pathway
Cellular component (GO): extracellular region
Molecular function (GO): cytokine activity; frizzled binding
Source: RefSeq, a predicted model, not a curated record
AUGUUGGGCAUCAGCGCCAGUGGGAUGGUGGAGCAGGCUUACCUGAUCUACUCCAGCAGCGUGGCAGCUGGUGCCCAGAGCGGGAUUGAAGAAUGCAAAUACCAGUUCGCCUGGGACCGCUGGAACUGCCCUGAGAGAGCCCUGCAGCUGUCCAGCCAUGGCGGCCUGCGCAGUGCUAACCGGGAGACAGCCUUCGUACAUGCCAUCAGUUCUGCCGGCGUCAUGUACACUCUGACUCGGAACUGCAGCCUUGGGGAUUUUGACAACUGUGGCUGUGAUGACUCCCGCAACGGGCAGCUGGGGGGUCAAGGCUGGCUGUGGGGAGGCUGCAGUGACAACGUGGGCUUCGGAGAGGCAAUAUCCAAGCAGUUCGUUGAUGCCCUGGAGACCGGACAGGAUGCCCGGGCAGCCAUGAACUUGCACAACAAUGAGGCCGGCCGCAAGGCGGUGAAGGGCACCAUGAAACGCACGUGUAAGUGCCACGGCGUGUCUGGCAGCUGCACCACGCAGACCUGCUGGCUGCAGCUGCCGGAGUUCCGCGAGGUGGGCGCGCACCUGAAGGAGAAGUACCACGCAGCUCUCAAGGUGGACCUGCUGCAAGGUGCUGGCAACAGCGCGGCAGGACGCGGCGCCAUCGCCGACACCUUUCGCUCCAUCUCCACGCGGGAGCUGGUACACUUGGAGGACUCCCCAGACUACUGCCUGGAGAACAAAACGCUAGGCCUGCUGGGCACGGAGGGCCGAGAGUGCCUGCGGCGCGGGCGGUCCCUAGGCCGCUGGGAGCGCCGCAGCUGCCGCCGGCUCUGCGGGGACUGCGGGCUGGCGGUGGAGGAGCGCCGCGCCGAGACCGUGUCCAGCUGCAACUGCAAGUUCCACUGGUGCUGCGCGGUCCGCUGCGAGCAGUGCCGCCGGCGCGUCACCAAGUACUUCUGCAGCCGCGCGGAGCGGCCGCGGGGGGGCGCUGCGCACAAACCCGCGAGAAAACCCUAAGGGUCUCCUCUCCCGCUCCUUUCCCCAUUUGUCCUCGGCUUCUUUUAGAGACCCCAGUAAUAGAGGAACCUAGAGAUGCGGAUCCCGCACUCGCAAGCCCAGGGAUCCCGAGAGAGACGCUGCAAUCUCCGGGGAUGUCACUUUCCAACCUGUUUUCCCAUUUCCGGGGCGCUCUCUGGGAG